Molecule: messenger RNA, 957 nt
Organism: Rana temporaria (common frog)
Lineage: Eukaryota; Metazoa; Chordata; Amphibia; Anura; Ranidae
Product: olfactory receptor 6N2-like
Exons: 2
Coding region: 1-957 (318 amino acids)
Biological process (GO): G protein-coupled receptor signaling pathway
Cellular component (GO): membrane
Molecular function (GO): G protein-coupled receptor activity; olfactory receptor activity
Source: RefSeq, a predicted model, not a curated record
AUGGAGCUUCUGCGGAGUCUGAGGAAGUCUCUGAAAGGCAGGUGCAGGCCGGUAGGUAGCGGCCUGGAUGCAGCAGCACUGGAACAGCAGCAGUAUCGAUUUUAUUUCUUUGUCUUCUUUCUCAGCAUCUACCUCCUGACACUAAGUGGAAACACAAUCAUAAUCUUGGUGGUUUGGUCUAACACAAGUCUUCAUACUCCUAUGUACUUCUUCAUUGCCAAUUUAUCCUUCCUGGAUUUGUGGUUUGUGUCCACCACUGUUCCCAAGCUCCUGUCCAUACUGCUGACCAACAACAAAAGGAUCCCAUUUCAAGCAUGCUUUGCUCAGCUCUACAUGUUCCACAGCCUAGCCAUCAAUGAAUGCAGCUUGUUGGCUAUUAUGGCAUUCGACCGUUGUAUGGCCAUAUUUACCCCUCUCAGAUACCCCAGUAUCGUAACUGGAAGAGUAUGCAAGGUGGUAAUGUUCAUAUGCUGGUGUUAUGGUUUCUUGUUGGCCAUAAUGCCAUUGACCCUUACUGUAAGUCUUCCAUACUGUAAACCACGUGAAUUAAAACACUAUUUCUGUGACUUAGCACCACUUAUGAGUUUGGCAUGUGCUGAUACAGCCCCUAUAAACACUUCCAAUCAAUCAGCCAGCAUUAUCGCUGCCUUAUUCAUCCCUCUUUUCAUUUUGACCAUGUAUAUAAUUAUAAUAUACUCCAUAAGGAAGAUAAAGACAAAUCAAGGGCGAAGUAAGGCCUUCUCCACCUGCUCAUCACACCUGACCACGGUUAUUCUAUUUUUUAGCAGUGUUUUUGUUGUCUAUGUUUUACCAAAAGAACUGCAGGAGACCGACAAAGUUUAUGCCCUAAUUUACAAUAUAUUCCCCCCUUUGUUUAAUCCGGUAAUCUAUGGUUUGAGGAACAAAGAUGUUAAAGAGGCUCUAAAAAGAAGCAUCCAAAAAGUGAACAGUCAAUAG